AUGUUCUUACAGUACAAAAGAGCUCAAUACAAUAAUAAAGGUGCGUGCUCUGUUAUUAUACCGGAGGAGUUACCUUCGCUGCUAUCUGUCGCAUAUUCAAAUAUUCCUCCAAUCAAAAAAGGUACUGAUUCUCGCGUGGGCUUCGGUUUUGCGUUCGGCAACCAUGCAGACUUCCAGGUCAUGUUCGAGCUUGGGCCACAGACCAACACCAUGAAUCUAACGGGACAGCCUUUUCCCACGAACAAUAAACGGCAGGCGCCACCGUUGCCUUCCCAAAAAAUAAACAAGAAUAGAGAAAAGUUCCUCCAAACGGACGCAGGGAAAUACCUUCAAGGUUGGGCGCAGAAGAUGAAAAAUCCACAAAAGGGAUUGCAUAAAAUAUUCGAAAAUAGACCAGGAGAGGUUCCUAAUCUAGAAGAUUCCAUGGUAGAGUUGGUAAAGAACGACAAAGGGGAGUAUGAAAUACACCAACCGCGGCCGGGGAAUAUGCCUCAACAUGUCUUGGACAAACUGAAAAGAUUAUACGGACAGAAGAGAGAGGAAGCGCAGAAGUUGAGUGAGCAGAAGAGAACUGACGAAGAGGUGCGGAAAAUUACUGAAGAUUUGUCUAACGUCGAUUUGGAU
Molecule: messenger RNA, 624 nt
Organism: Iphiclides podalirius (scarce swallowtail)
Lineage: Eukaryota; Metazoa; Arthropoda; Insecta; Lepidoptera; Papilionidae
Source: the annotation of a GenBank genome assembly